This is a messenger RNA of Trichomonas vaginalis G3, 317 nucleotides long. RefSeq lists its product as uncharacterized. The transcript has a single exon. NCBI's taxonomy places the organism in Eukaryota, Parabasalia, Trichomonadida, Trichomonadidae. The annotation marks the transcript as partial. The record is from RefSeq and is a predicted model, not a curated record.
GAAGAGGAAGAAGAGGAAGAAGAGGAAGAAGAGAAACACGAAGAAGAGGAAGUUUGGGCAACCCUUGUUGCCGAUGACAGUUAUGAAAUUUCCCAACCCUACCCAUACAAAAUCCGCAACAAGGAGACAGGCAAGGUUCUUACCCCAGUCCUCAACAACUUGGGACACUUGACCCUUACCCUUCGAAAUUACGGUACAAUUUCCAUGGGAAGGCUUGUCGGUAUGCAAUGGGUUCCAAAUCCAACAAGAAGACGAAGGUCAGACACAUUGACGGUGACAAGCUCAACAACCGUAAGGAGAACCUCGAGUGGUUCUAA